AUGUUCCACUUACGUGUCACUGCCUGGGCGCAGAAACUUCUCGCGAUGGCCAUUGUCCUCGGGCUGCCGAGCCCCGCGGACUCCGAGGCCUUCUCCAGGACUGCAUGCGUCGGCUCGCCGUCGAGGUACCCGGACGACGAGCGAGACCGCGUCAAGGUCUUCGAGGAGCUGCACGGCGAGUGGCCGCCACCGUGGACGUACCCCGGGGGAAGGCCGCGGGCGGAGACGGAGACGGCAGGCUGGGCGAAGAUGAUGGAGGACUUCGAGAGCAGAACAGAAAAUACAAACAGAGAACAGCAACAACGAACAACCAACACUUAA
Prorocentrum cordatum is the source of this 321-nucleotide messenger RNA. NCBI's taxonomy places the organism in Eukaryota, Dinophyceae, Prorocentrales, Prorocentraceae. The record is from the annotation of a GenBank genome assembly.